AUGGAUCUGUUCCUAUACCCAAAGAGUCCCUUCAGCGAUUCGUUUGCUGAGUCGGGCUCGGCGCGAUCAGAGACGCUGUCCAUAGCCUCAACGCCUAGCAUAGUAGGUACUCCCAAUCUUGAGGUGCGGGAACCGCCCAAGCCGCAGAAACUCCGCUUUUUGGAUGUCCAGUCGGACUCCUCUGAUAGCCUAUCGCCGUUCAAUGACCACAACGCUACGUUUAGGCCGCCUGGUGCCGCCAGGCCGCCAGGAACACCACUCCACUCCAUGUUCCCACCCGAAGAUGAGCCGACGGAAAUGAAAAGACUUCGAUGGGGUACUACUCGCCGGGCGGCUGGCCGCCCCAAGGGUGGGGUUCACCGCUCUCGUACGCUCAAACAGCUCUUUAACAGGGACUCUCCCUCUAAAAAGUCCUCAUCUUCUCAUGCCCACGGCGCCAAAUCAAGCAAUAACUCAAGUGAUUCUGAGAGCGCUAUAGAUGACUCUCUAAAUAUUAUAGACGAUUAUGGAGACGAUCCUGCUGCAGCCAAAGAUCCUAAGGAUCGCAAAUCCGAGGAGCGGACACUCGCAUUUAACAGAACUCUCCCGCAAAACCUACUAGAUCCUGAGACGGGGCUUCCGGCUCAGGCUUACCCAAGAAACAAAAUCCGGACAGCCAAGUAUACACCUCUUUCCUUCUUUCCAAAGAACGUCUGGGGCCAGUUCUCGACCGAUAUCGCAAAUGGGUAUUUCUUGUUUGUGAUUAUCUUGGGUGUUUUCCCUCUUUUUGGUGUCCCUUCACCUGUUCUUGCGGCUGUGCCGCUCAUAUUCAUUGUCUGCGUCACAGCGCUUAAGGACUCCAUCGAAGACUCUCAAAGAACAGCCACAGACAUGGAAGUGAACAAUCAAUCCACGCACAUACUCACGCAAGUACGCGAAACUGCGCUGGGUUUCAUCUAUAAGAACCAGAAUGUGUGUGAUGAGAAUGUGUCUUUAUGGCGUCAGUUCAAAAAAUGGAACACUCGCCGACUCUUCCAGUUUCUCGGAUUCAUGAAGCGUAUUACCUCCAAGAAAUCUGAAGCAGUCAAGUUAAAAUCUGAAGCAUCCAAGAAGGCAACCACACAAGACCGCAAGAGUUUCGAUAGUGUUGCGGAGUUCAAUCGCUACUCUAUGGUCUCGAUUGCAACCCACAAAACUCACAAAAAACCCAACUCCCGUGUUUCCUGCGCCCUGAGUAAAACCCUAGCUUUUUCGAAAAAGACUUGGAAGGAAGUUCGUGUCGGAGAUAUUGUGAGAAUCCAAAACAACGAAGAGGUUCCGGCUGAUGUAAUGAUCCUUGCAUCCAGCGACGAAGACAAUUGUUGUUUCGUGGAGACAAAGAACCUUGAUGGAGAAACAAACUUGAAAGUUAAACAAGCUGUCAAGCUCACUGCGGAGUCUGAUUUGAAACGCGCAGACGAUUACAUGGGAAUCGAUUUUCAGAUCGAAUCUGAAGGUCCACAUCCAAACUUAUACCUGUAUCAAGGAGCUGUGCUAUACGAUGAUGAUGGUGUUCUUGGAAAGGAACCGGUAACAAUUAACAACAUGAUGUUGCGGGGAUGCUUUUUGCGCAAUACCAAAUGGAUUACGGGUAUUGUUGUUUUCACUGGCUCAGAUACCAAAAUCAUGCUUAACUCAGGGCUCAGCCCUACAAAAAAAUCCCGGUUGUCUCGUGAAUUGAAUUACUAUGUUCUCCUCAACUUUAUCAUUCUCUUCAUCAUUUGUUUUUUGUCUGGUCUCAUCAGUGGACUAAUCUACAGAAAUCAAGAUACCUCAAGAGAAGAAUUCGAAUUCGGUACUAUUGCAGGUACACCCGCAAAAAAUGGUCUUGUGAACUUCAUCGUUGCAGUUAUUUUAUACCAAUCACUUGUUCCAAUUUCACUUUACAUUACCAUUGAAAUUAUCAAGUUGAUCCAGGCUUACUUUAUUCACUGUGAUGUCGGUUUGUAUUAUGACAAAUUAGAUUUACCUUGCAAUCCGAAAACCUGGAGUAUCUCUGAUGAUUUGGGCCAGGUUGAGUACAUUUUUAGCGACAAGACUGGAACUUUAACUCAGAACUUGAUGGAAUUUCGCAAAUGUACCAUCAAUGGUAUCUCCUAUGGUCGCGCUUACACUGAAGCAUUGGCUGGUCUCCGCAGAAGACAAGGAGUUGACGUGGAGACGGAGUCUAGAAUUGAAAGGGGCCUCAUUGCCCUCGAUAGGGUCGAAAUGCUUUCUUCUUUGCGCUCCAUCAGCUCGAACAUCUACGAUGACGACCUUACUUUUGUCAGUAAAGAAUUCGUUUUUGAUUUGGCGGGCAAAUCAGGUGAUAUACAGAAACAUGCCGCUGAAGAGUUCAUGUUAGCUUUAUCGCUUUGUCAUUCUAUUCUUUUGGAGGAUGACCCUAAAAACCCCGGAAAGACAUUGUUGAAAGCGCAAUCACCAGAUGAAGCUGCCCUUGUGGGUACCGCAAGGUCAUUAGGCUUCAACUUUUGUGACAAGACGAAAAGAGGAUAUGUUGUCCGCAUUCAGGGCCAAAAGCGUGAAUAUCAAGUUCUCAACACCUUAGAGUUCAAUUCGACGAGAAAGAGAAUGAGCGCUAUCAUUAAACUCCCGAGCGACAACGAUGCUGAUGAGCCUAGAGUUGUCUUGUAUUGUAAGGGUGCGGAUUCUAUCAUUUAUUCCAGAUUGCUGACAACUGAAAAUGAUCCUCAGAUGCUCAACGAAACAUCUCAACAUUUGGAAGGUUUUGCAACUGAGGGUUUGAGAACCCUCUGUAUUGCUAGAAGGGAACUCACUUGGGCUGAAUAUGAAGAGUUCAAUGCUCGCCACCUCGAGGCUGCUGCUUCAUUGACUGACCGUGAAGCCAAGAUGGAAGAAGUUGCCGAUUCCAUUGAAAGAGAACUUGUCCUCAUUGGAGGAACAGCUAUUGAAGAUCGUCUUCAAGAUGGUGUCCCAGAGUCUAUAUCGACCUUAGCUCAAGCAGGCAUUAAGCUAUGGGUAUUGACAGGAGACAAAGUGGAGACAGCCAUCAACAUUGGAUUCUCUUGUAAUCUUUUGGGCAAUGAUAUGGAGCUUUUGGUCUUAAAGACUGACCUCCUGAGUGAGGAUCGAAAGACACACUCUAUUGACUCAGGGGACUCGGAUGUUGAAAUUAUCGACAAACUUAUUACCGGCUAUCUCAUGCGCUAUUUCCAGAUGACGGGUUCGAUCGAAGAACUCGAAGAAGCCAUGAAAGACCACUCCGCGCCAUCGGAGGGAUUUGGUGUAGUGAUCGAUGGUGACGCUUUAAAGCUAGCUUUAGCAGACCCAGAAAUCCAGCGCAAAUUCCUUCUCUUGUGCAAACAAUGUAAGGCAGUUUUAUGCUGUCGUGUGUCCCCUGCUCAGAAGGCAGCUGUUGUCAAAAUGGUCAAGGAUACGCUUGAUGUUAUGACACUUGCAAUCGGAGAUGGCUCCAAUGAUGUCGCAAUGAUCCAAACAGCUGACAUCGGAGUGGGAAUUGCGGGAGAGGAGGGAAGACAGGCGGCUAUGUCAUCCGACUAUGCCGUUGGGCAAUUCCGUUUUUUGACGAGGCUUUUGUUGACUCAUGGUAGAUGGUCCUACAAACGUUUCUCCGAAAUGAUUCCUUGCUUCUUCUACAAAAACAUCAACUACACGUUUUCUCAAUUUUGGUUCAGUUUCUUCUGUGGUUUUGAUGGAACCUACAUGUUCAAUGUAACAUACUUGAUGCUCUAUCAUGUUGUUUUCACAUCGUUGCCAGUCAUUACUCUUGGUGUGUUUGAUCAAGACGUCAACGCGGCGGUAUCGAUGGUCACUCCUCAAUUGUAUCGUUCUGGUAUAUUGAGAAGUGAAUUUACUGAGAGCAAGUUCUGGAUUUACCUCAUGGACGGAAUCUUCCAGUCCCUUGUAUCGUUCUUCUUUCCUUACUUGGUCUAUGCCAAAACGUUUCAGACCCACAAUGGGUGGGGAUCUGAUCACCGGUUUGCCAUUGGAAUUUUAGUGGCCACCAUAUCAUGUCUGUCGUCAAACUUAUAUGUGUUGUUUCAUCAAUACAGAUGGGAUUGGGUUUCGUUUCUACUGGUCUCCGUUUCUAUUCUUAUUAUUUUCCUCUGGACAAUCAUUUGGACGUCAGGAUUGUGGUCCUCGGAGUUUUAUGACACUGGUCGCAUCAUGUUCUCACUGGGCACCUUUUGGGCCUGUUUUGCCAUUGCAGUCUGUGUAUGCCUCUUACCUCUGUUUGUUCAUGAUGUGAUCCAGAGGUUAUUUUAUCCUACAGACAGUGAUCUUAUCAGAGAAUGUGUCAAAAGAGGAGAUUAUAAGAAGUAUCCCGACAAUUAUGACCCAACAGAUCCCUUAAGGGCUGUGGUUGAUGACAAAGUUACGGAAGACCUUCAGGCCUCGCCUGAUACGAGCGGCACUAUGGCAAGUGAAGCCGAAUUGACCAAGAGACAUUCUACGAUUUUGCAGAGGGGCCAAACGAAGUCAAUCUAUCACGACAAUAUGUCUAUUAUCGACACAUACAACCUUGCGCCAACCGCAACAGCAAUGACCGAUGAGGUUUACGAGUUGAAGGAGCUCAAGUCCAACAAUUUAGAAAAGCAGAAAUCUCACAUCAGAGUAUCAUUAGAAACCAGUGAUGUGACCACAGCCAUUGGUCUCCGGAGAUCGAUGGAUACACCCCGGCCACUCUAA
Molecule: messenger RNA, 4689 nt
Organism: Australozyma saopauloensis
Lineage: Eukaryota; Fungi; Ascomycota; Pichiomycetes; Serinales; Metschnikowiaceae
Product: aminophospholipid-translocating P4-type ATPase
Exons: 1
Coding region: 1-4689 (1562 amino acids)
Biological process (GO): phospholipid translocation
Cellular component (GO): plasma membrane; trans-Golgi network
Molecular function (GO): ATP hydrolysis activity; magnesium ion binding; ATP binding
Source: RefSeq, a predicted model, not a curated record